CCACCACUUUCUUCAUCCACAAGCUUCUUAUUUACAUCACUCAUUGACUUUAUACCUAAGACAUGGAGUAUAAAGCCAGCACCACAGAAGCCAAGUUUCCUGAGACUCGAAAAAUGGCUGCAAGAGCUCCAGUUGCAAUAGGCACGCGAGGCACUGUGGGGUCUCUUGUCAGGAGGGAGAUUGAGUACUUUGGUAAGCUUGAGCUAGACCGGCGUGGAAGCUCAGUGAAGCCCCGGGGGAAAAUGGUGGACAUGAGCUCCAGGAAUUGUGAUUCUAGCAGGCCUAGUUUCUGGUUCUUGAGGAUGACCUGGAAAUGGAAGAGGCAAAGAGGGAGCAGGCGGUUCUUAUCAAACAUAUGUUCUGCGGCGGAAGUUGUAGAAAACAAUCGGCUAAAUGGCAUUCCUGGGUUCAAUUAUAGGUCCCUCAAGGAUGAUAUUGACAACUUGAGCAUUUAGAGUUUUUUUUCUUUUGCUUAGCUCUCUCUUCCAUUUUGCUAUAGCACUGUACCAAUGAACCUUUCUAUCUUCUCAGGGGUUUCCAUCUUGUAAUUAUAUCUGUAUUGUUGACGUUGCUAUAGAUUUGUCAUUUCAAAGAA
Messenger RNA from Rosa chinensis, 595 nucleotides. RefSeq lists its product as uncharacterized. The transcript has a single exon. Bases 63 to 455 code for a protein of 130 amino acids. NCBI's taxonomy places the organism in Eukaryota, Viridiplantae, Streptophyta, Magnoliopsida, Rosales, Rosaceae. The record is from RefSeq and is a predicted model, not a curated record.